AUGGUCCUCAACUUCCUCUCACGCCUCACCCGCCCCUUUACAUCAACAACAAGCAUGUCCGUCGCACCCCCCGCCCCCGCCGCUGCCCUCCCCGAAGGCGCCCAAAAAGCCACCAUCGCAGCAGGCUGCUUCUGGGGCGUAGAACACCUCUACCGCAAACACUUCGCCUCAAAGGGCCUCAUCGACGCCCGCGUGGGCUACAUUGGCGGCGACCUCUCCAACCCGACCUACCGCGCCGUCUGCGGCGGCGACACGGGCCACGCCGAAGCCCUCCAGGUCGUCUUCCGCCCCGAGGACGUGAGCUACCGCCAGCUCCUCGAGUUCUUUUACCGCAUGCACGAUCCCACCACCGCCAACCGCCAGGGACCGGACACGGGCCCGCAGUACCGCAGCGCGAUUUUCUAUCACAACGAAGAGCAGGAAAAGGUGGCCAAGGAGGUGACGCGGUUGGCCAACGAGCAGUGGUACAAGGGCAAGAUUGCUACGCAGGUUGCGCCGGCGGGCCAGUGGUGGGAUGCGGAGCAGUAUCACCAGUUAUACCUUGACAAGAACCCGAGCGGCUACGAGUGCCCCAGUCACUUUUUGAGGACGUUUCCGCCUUUGGAGGGAUGA
Molecule: messenger RNA, 612 nt
Organism: Colletotrichum orchidophilum
Lineage: Eukaryota; Fungi; Ascomycota; Sordariomycetes; Glomerellales; Glomerellaceae
Product: peptide methionine sulfoxide reductase
Exons: 1
Coding region: 1-612 (203 amino acids)
Molecular function (GO): peptide-methionine (S)-S-oxide reductase activity
Source: RefSeq, a predicted model, not a curated record